Aplosporella prunicola CBS 121167 is the source of this 507-nucleotide messenger RNA. RefSeq lists its product as uncharacterized. Gene Ontology annotation, cellular component: nucleus. The record is from RefSeq and is a predicted model, not a curated record. The annotation marks the transcript as partial. The transcript has a single exon. NCBI's taxonomy places the organism in Eukaryota, Fungi, Ascomycota, Dothideomycetes, Botryosphaeriales, Aplosporellaceae.
CCUGGUGGACAUACCUACUGGCUCAUGAAAGCUGAGCCUGAGUCCCGCAUUGAUAAAGGCAAGGAUGUCAAGUUCUCUAUCGACGAUCUCGCUGCCGCAACGGAGCCGGAGGCUUGGGACGGUGUGCGCAAUCACGUCGCAAAGAACAACAUGAAGGCCAUGAAGAAGGGUGAUCUGGCUUUCUUCUACCAUUCCAACUGCAAAGACCCUGGUAUCGUUGGCAUUAUGGAAAUCAUGGAGGAAGCCCAGCCCGACGAGAGCGCCUUCGAUCCGGACCACCCCUAUUACGACGAGAAGUCAAGCCGCGACAACCCGGUAUGGUACUGUGUCAAGGUCGGAUUCCGCAGCAAGUUUAGCGAUCCACAAAGUGUCAAUUUGCGCACGAUUAGGUCGCUGGCUGGUGAGGGUGGAAUGCUGACCGACAUACAGCUCGUCAAGCUGGCUCGCUUGAGCGUCACUAAGGUUAGCAAGAAGGAAUGGGACUUUAUUCUUAAGGUUGCUGGCGAG